Molecule: messenger RNA, 2782 nt
Organism: Oryctolagus cuniculus (rabbit)
Lineage: Eukaryota; Metazoa; Chordata; Mammalia; Lagomorpha; Leporidae
Source: RefSeq, a predicted model, not a curated record
AAUUUUUUGAAAUCCGUAUCUUGCAUUUCUUCUAUCUCAUCAUCUUCAUACUCUUGGCUUGGGGUGUUUUGCUUAUUUGCUUACUUUACAGAAAAGUCUCUGAAACUGUGAAGUGUCUGGAGGAAUUGUUUUUUUGGAAUCACACCUCAGCAAGUGUGAUGAAUUGCCAUGAAGACUGGUUAACCAUUCUUGAGAGAUUCUUUCUCUUAUACUACCUUCAUUUUUUAGUUUCCCAUUAUUAUGAAUGGAACCAGACAAAUGAACUGUGUUUUCAUGUAUAAAGUUUGCUGACAAAUAUUCAACACUUGCAGCAGUUGAUACAACAGUUAUUUCAACAGUUUUUUGAAAUGCCGUCUUAAUCAAUUAUAAAUUUAUUUGUUGUACAUUAGUUUUGAUGUCUGUGCAUGAUUUUUGCCCAACAUUAUUGUAGUGCAAACGAGUGAUGUUGAUAUAGGGUAAGUUAGAUAGUUUAAGUUCACGAUCUGGAAGCCACACUUUACCCACCCUAUGCUCCUAUAUCCAUCUACCUGACAGUCAGAUAACCCCUUCUCCAGGAAAUAUUUCUCCUUACCCAGAACAUGGAGGUGGUACCCUGUGCUUUCUAAUCACCUAUAAGUUUGGGUAAAGAGGAGGUGGGAUCUUCUCCUGGAGCAACAGCCAGCAGGGCAUGAAAAUCACUUUCAUCUUCUCUGGCCCACUCUCCAAAGAAAGUCCUCAUGUGCCUCUGUAUUUUCUUCACUCAGAACUCAAUUUCCACAAUAUUGCUAAGCUCUCACCUAAAUAUGUGUUUUUAUCAUGGAAACUAUGAAUAUUAUGUUUGAAAAAAUUUACAUAUGUGCUUAUGUUGAAGACUUUGAAAUGAGUUAGCGUGGGUUUACCAUGUAACCCUGGCUAUAAUCACAAGUGCCAAUAAAGUCACUCAUGUCACUCAGCUCCAUCACUUUCUAAUUCAUGACCCUGGACUGCCUCUCUGAGCCUGUUGGAUCUCCCCUCCUGCUCAGUGAGGCCUCAAAUUAACUAGUUACACACUGCUGAGAGAUGGAAUCAUCACAAAAAUGUGGAGAUAGCAUGGACCAUAACUGGAAACAAUCCUUGGUCCAAUGUAGGCUUUGUUCCUAGUCUGCCCCAUGAGAUCUAGCCACUACCUCCACACCCACUGUCUGCAUCACUCAUGGAGAAGCAGGGUUCUUCAUGGGGACACAAAACAUGAUACCUUAUCAUAUUCCUAGGACACACCAUUGACAGUUCAUAUUCUACAACUGGUGGAUCACAUCCCUUUCAAAAUUCUGACCUAUAUACUCCUUUACUUUUUUUCCCACUAGGUUAUAUGAAUCUACCUCCAGUACCUACACCCCCUCAGACUAUUAUCAGUGGAGGAGACCACCACAACACAUCCUCUUAUUCAGUAUAUAUGGGAGAACUCAUGUCAAUGCGAGGAAACUGCUGCACCUGCUUCCCGGCGAAGAGGCUCUUCAGGUCGCAGCGGCGUCAGACUCGAAGCUGCUGUCUCUGCCGCCUAACUCUGGGCUCACUGACGCCACUGACAGGGAACAUGAGCCGGCUGCACAACUCCAUAGAGCCGCGCGUGAUGGACGACGAGAUGCUGAAGCUGGCCGUGAGCGAGCAGGGGCCUCGCGAGGAGGCCGGGCAGCUGGCCAAGCAGGAGGGCAUCCUCUUCAAAGAUGUCCUGACCCUGCAGCUGGACUUCCAGAACAUCCUGCACAUUGACAACCUCUGGCAGUUCGAGAACCUGCGCAAGCUGCAGCUGGACAACAACAUCAUCGAGAGGAUCGAGGGCCUGGAAAACCUCGUCCACCUGGUCUGGCUGGAUCUGUCCUUCAACAACAUCGAGGUCAUCAAGGGCCUGGACAGCCUGGUGAACCUGGAGGACCUGAGCUUGUUCAACAACCGGAUCUCCAGGAUCGACUCCCUGGACGCGCUGGGCAAGCUGCAGGUGCUGUCGCUGGGCAACAACCAGAUCGACAACAUAAUGAAUCAGCCCACUCCGCUGCCUGCGCCAUAUUCCGAUGCCACGCGAUGUACUUCCCCCGUCCCUUGGAGGUGGAUGCUGAAGUUGCUCCAAGCUGGUGGCAUCACACAGACCACCUCAGAUGUCCUUGAACCCCAGGAUGACCUCGAGCAGGGGUCACGUGCGCCUGGGUCAGCCCACAUGCUGACCCACAGCGAGGGUUGCUGGACCAGAAGGCAGGUGCAUCUUCAAUUUGGACGGCUCUCUGCCAGCUCGGCCUCCGGGGAAGUGGAACCGUUUACAAACCCCCCGGUGUGGCCCGCUGCCUGUCAACUUUCUAUAGCGCGCUCGCUUCUGAGGCUUUUCUCUUUGCCUGCCAACAAGCUGAGAAAUGGAAUCUCACCGGGAGAUCUCUAAAAAUGAAAUCCGGCCCCGUCUUUUCUCAUACACGCUUCAAACUCCACUGGCUUCCAUCAUCCUUAGAGCAAAAUCCAAACCCUCGACCACAGCCUGCAUGUUUUUUUUUUUUUUAAGAUUUAUUUAUUUAUUUGAGAGGCAGAGUUUCAGACAGACAGAGGGAGAGACAGAGAAAGGUCUUCCAUCCGCUGGUUCACUCCCCAGAUGACCGCAAUGGCCAGAGCUGGGUCGAUCUGAAGCCAGGAGCCAGGAGCUUCUUCCAGGUCUCCCACGUGGGUAGCAGGGGCCCAAGCACUUGAGCCAUCUUCUACUGCUUUCCCAGGCCACAGAGGGAGCUGGAUCCGAAGUGGAACAGCUGGGACUUGAACCGGUGCCCAUAUGGGAUGCUAGCGCCAC